Messenger RNA from Nerophis lumbriciformis (worm pipefish), 1221 nucleotides. RefSeq names its product glucosamine-6-phosphate deaminase 1 (gene gnpda1). Gene Ontology annotation, cellular component: cytoplasm. Gene Ontology annotation, molecular function: identical protein binding; glucosamine-6-phosphate deaminase activity. Gene Ontology annotation, biological process: D-glucosamine catabolic process; N-acetylglucosamine catabolic process; N-acetylneuraminate catabolic process. Lineage: Eukaryota; Metazoa; Chordata; Actinopteri; Syngnathiformes; Syngnathidae. The record is from RefSeq and is a predicted model, not a curated record.
CGCCACAGCACCGCAUCACAUGAUCAGACUGUAGCAGCUGUCUACUUCCACUCUUUUCCAUACAACAAUAGUGCGUUACGACACAACAAAAACGUUUAAAUUUGGAAUUUUUUUUUUUUUUUUUACAAAAAAGGAACACUAGUUUUGUAAGUAUACUCCAUCAGGAUUAGUUUUAUACCUUGAUGAGUCUAAAGUCUGCCGUAGGUGUGUUUUGUCCUGAAAUCUAACUUCCAACAAAGUGGUCGUGUUAUUUAAAAAAAACAAAAAAACAGGAACAUGAAACUUAUUAUUCUCGAUGACUACGAGGCGUCUAGCGAGUGGGCUGCAAAAUACAUAAGGAACAAGAUUUUGCUUUUUCAACCUGGGCCGGACAGAUAUUUCACCCUUGGUCUUCCUACUGGAAGCACACCACUGGGCUGCUACAGGAAACUUAUAGAGUAUUACAAGAAGGGAGAAAUCUCUUUCCAGUAUGUCAAGACGUUCAACAUGGAUGAAUAUGUGGGACUUCCCAGAGAUCACCCUGAGAGCUACCAUUCCUUCAUGUGGAAUAACUUCUUCAAGCACAUCGACAUAAGAGCGGAGAACACUCACAUCCUUGAUGGCAACGCUCCAGACCUGAAAGCAGAGUGUGACGCCUUUGAGGAGAAAAUAACAGCAGCUGGGGGCAUUGAGCUGUUUGUCGGAGGCAUCGGACCGGAUGGCCACAUCGCCUUCAACGAGCCCGGGUCCAGCCUGGCUUCUAGAACCAGGGUGAAGACGUUGGCAAAGGACACCAUCAUGGCUAAUGCUAGGUUCUUCGACGAUGACCUCUUAAAGGUGCCCACCAUGGCGCUGACUGUCGGAGUGGGCACCGUCAUGGAUGCAAAAGAGGUCAUGAUCCUCAUCACAGGGGCCCACAAGGCAUUUGCCCUUUACAAAGCCAUCGAAGAAGGCGUAAACCACAUGUGGACUGUAUCUGCCUUCCAGCAGCACCCGCAGACUGUUUUUGUAUGUGACGAAGAUGCCACCUUGGAACUGCGGGUUAAAACAGUGAAAUACUUCAAAGGGAUGAUGCAUGUGCACAACAAGCUGGUAGAGUUACCUUCUUCAGAGCCCAAGAAGUAGUUUAAAGGGGUGACUAGUGAACAUAAAAAAAAUACAUUCCAAUUAUUUGUUUAUGUUUUGGCAGUGAACUGUGAUUUGUUAUUACUGCUCAUUUUUAAUAAAAUGAUGUGUACUCGC